AUGAACGACGUCUUGCGGUUGAAUCACGGUGCAGACGUGUAUGUCGUCCGUUCCUGCCAUAACGAGGACGGCACCGAUCUUCUCGCCUUAGGAGGGGAACAUUCAGUCGAAGUUUACCAGAUAAGCACUGGUACUACGUCGAGGAGACUCGCAACUUUUCACGUUGGCAACAGGGUCACUGCGCUGGCCUGGUCGCCUCGUUCUGUUUCUCCUAGUCGCAGUGACGAAUGGGUAGUCGAGAUUGCGGCGGCUGGGAUUGACUUCGGUCUACACCUCUUGACCAAAAGUUCCUCUUCUGCAGAGACCACGUUUCAAUUUGGGGGUGGCCUCAGUGGUCACCAUGGGAUGGUCAACGAUAUGUGUUUUUGUGGAGGUCGCGACGAAGAUAACAUGCGAUACGUCGCCACUGUUUCGGAUGACAAGAUGCUCAUGGUGUGGGACCUAAUUCCUCCACUGGAUAUCUCUUCUGCGAUGCCUUCGGAGGGAUCGUCUGCCAAUGAUGAUUCGUCCUCGCCCAGUCCUCGUCCUCAACCCACAGCCUAUGCCAUCGCAUUCCCUCACCCUCUAACCACGGUCGAUUCACAUCCUCAUAGUAGUAAAGAGUUUCUUGUGGCAGAUUGUCGUGGCUCUGUGUAUUUAACAGACUGGAGGACCGAUCCAAAUCAAACAGAGCAAGGCACUUGGAGACAUUCCAUCGUUGCUGAGCUUACAGAACCGCGGGCCAUUUCGAAUUCGUUGAUGGGAACGUCAUCGCAGGGAAGCGGGUUCGCAGCCUGGAGACGCGACAGUGCUGAUAUUGUAGGUGUCUCCUGCGGCCCAAGGUUUGCUAUCUGGGAUCUAUCGAAACUUCGUGGAGGCAAGCCUUUGCAUGUCGGAACCAGUUUCCCUGAUGGUGGAUACACCUUCCGGUGGUGUCUGACGAACCCGGACUAUUUUGCAAUCUCUGCUUAUUCAAAUGCAAGAGGAGCCGUCAUUCAUGUCCACAAUGUUGGAUACGUGCACGCACAGCCUAGUGUUAUUAAUAUUGCGCCUCCACCACAUCGCAUCCGUGAUUUCGACUUCAUGGCGGCUUGCGCCCAGCCAGUUUUAGCGGUGGCGCUCGGUCAUGAAGUGGCAAUAUUUGCUAUCGGAAAUGACCGUUAG
Pisolithus orientalis is the source of this 1143-nucleotide messenger RNA. RefSeq names its product WD40-repeat-containing domain protein. Lineage: Eukaryota; Fungi; Basidiomycota; Agaricomycetes; Boletales; Pisolithaceae. The record is from RefSeq and is a predicted model, not a curated record. Bases 1 to 1143 code for a protein of 380 amino acids. Gene Ontology annotation, cellular component: nuclear pore outer ring. Gene Ontology annotation, molecular function: protein binding. The transcript is spliced from 6 exons.